Lonchura striata (white-rumped munia) is the source of this 1131-nucleotide messenger RNA. RefSeq names its product C1q and TNF related 1 (gene C1QTNF1). The record is from RefSeq and is a predicted model, not a curated record. NCBI's taxonomy places the organism in Eukaryota, Metazoa, Chordata, Aves, Passeriformes, Estrildidae. Gene Ontology annotation, molecular function: protein binding.
AGGCGGCUCUGGAACGGGAGGCAGCGCUCGGCCGUGGGCAGGCUCUGCGCUGGGCCGGGCGAUGCUCUAGGGCAGCAAAGGCAGCGCCGCGAGGGAGAAGCCGUGCCCCAGAGGGCACUGCCAAGGCAUGGAGGGGCUGUGGGUGCAAGGUGUCCUGCUGAUCUUCCUGCUGAUCUUCCUGCUGCCCUGCCCUGUGGGGAGCCAGACCAGCUCCAUCCCUGCCCAGCGAUGGUGGACAGACCCCAAUGAGGCCCCAUCCCAGCACCAAGCUGCCAGGGCCACACAGGAGCAGAAGGUUGAUGAUGCCCAGGAGGGGCUGCCCCCACAGCCCCGCUGUGUCCGCUGCUGCCCCCCACCCGAAAAGCGCUUCUACCCCCACUACCAGCCUGUGCCUCAGAUCAACAUGACCAUCCUGAAAGGAGAGAAGGGGGACCGCGGUGAGCGUGGCAUGCAGGGCAAGUUCGGCAAGACGGGGGUGGCUGGCAGCAGGGGCCACGCAGGGCCCAAGGGACAGAAGGGCAGCAUGGGCGCCCCUGGGGAGCGCUGCAAGAGCCACUACGCUGCCUUCUCCGUGGGCCGCAAGAAACCCCUGCACAGUAACGACUACUACCAGACCCUCAUCUUUGACACGGAGUUUGUCAACCUCUACGAGCACUUCAACAUGUUCACGGGCAAGUUUUACUGCUACAUCCCUGGAAUCUACUACUUCAGCCUCAACGUGCACACCUGGAACCAGAAGGAGACAUACCUGCAUGUCAUGCACAAUGGGGCAGAGGUGGUGAUCCUCUACACCCAGGUGAGCGACCGCAGCAUCAUGCAGAGCCAGAGCGUCAUGCUGGAGCUGAAGGAGCAAGAUGAGGUCUGGGUACGGCUCUACAAGGGUGAGCGUGAGAACGCCAUCUUCAGCGAUGAGUACGACACCUACAUCACCUUCAGUGGCCACCUCAUCAAGUACAGUGGGGACCCCUGAGCACCGGGCCCUCCCACUCCUGUGCCAGGCCAGGUGGCUGAGGAGCCCCUGUCCCUCUCAUCCCAGGAGUGCCACCCCCAUUAUGCUGUUAGUCACCCUAGUGCCACUACCCCAGCAGCUGCACCAGUGUGUGAAUUCCCUCACUCCAGCACCUCAAGGCU